Messenger RNA from Propithecus coquereli (Coquerel's sifaka), 732 nucleotides. It is a transcript of the gene CPSF4L, whose product is annotated as cleavage and polyadenylation specific factor 4-like. Gene Ontology annotation, molecular function: metal ion binding; RNA binding. The transcript is spliced from 7 exons. NCBI's taxonomy places the organism in Eukaryota, Metazoa, Chordata, Mammalia, Primates, Indriidae. The record is from RefSeq and is a predicted model, not a curated record. Gene Ontology annotation, cellular component: mRNA cleavage and polyadenylation specificity factor complex. The coding region runs from base 64 to 732 and encodes 222 amino acids.
GCUAUAUAGGGUCCACCUGCAGGGGCUCUGGCAGCUUUCAGCGGCCCCAGCAGGAGACGGAAGAUGCAAGAGGUCAUUGCAGGGCUGGAGCGGUUUACCUUCGCCUUCGAGAAGGAUGUCGAAAUGCAAAGGGGCACUGGGUUCCUGCCUUUCCAGGGCAUGGACAAGUCGGGCUCAGCUGUGUGCAACUUCUUCGCUAAAGGGCUCUGUGAGAAAGGGAAGCUCUGCCCGUUCCGGCACGAGCGAGGGGAGAAGACGGUGGUGUGUAAGCACUGGCUCCGUGGGCUGUGCAAGAAGGGCGACCCCUGCAAGUUCCUACACCAGUAUGAUGUCACCAGGAUGCCCCAGUGCUACUUCUACUCCAAGUUCGGUGACUGCAACAACAAGGAGUGUUCCUUCCUCCAUGUGAAGCCUGCUCUCAAGUCCCGGGACUGUCCUUGGUAUGACCAAGGUUUCUGCAAGGAUGGUCCCUUGUGUAAAUACCGCCACGUCCCCAGAAUAAUGUGUCUCAACUAUUUAGUUGGCUUCUGCCCUGAGGGACCUAAGUGCGAAUUUGCUCAGAUGACUUGUGUAGGAAUUCAAGCUGCUGCCCUGGAAGCGAAAUCUAAGCGUUGCUGCUUACCUAGGGAGGCCCUCACCAGUGCCACAGAGGGGGAGAGCAUGAUUGUAAGAGACAAAAUGAAGAAGGCUGUUGAAAAUGGUUUGAAAAGAAUCUCCAGUCUCUCUGGAUAA